AUGGCUAAAGGCAGCCUGGCCAAGGAGCUGGCGCAAGGCUUCGAAGCUCUUCGGCGCGAGACCAAAGAGCUAAACAAAGUUCUUGUUAACUCAAUUGCCAAGUCUGUCGAGGAAGAACGAAAGAGGCCAUUUGUACUUGUUAUUAUCGAUCCAGCAAGGCACCAGUUUCGCAAGGAGCUAGUUAAUGGAAAUUUGACGGGUGGAUUGAAUGCAGCAAGUCUUCUAUUCAAAGCUGUCAGCGACGAGCUCGAAGCCAAUCACCACGAGAUUUCAAACACUCACUACGACCUAGUGGUACGGCUAUUUGUUUGUCUAGCAGAUAUCGUUGGCGAUGCUUCUACUCCAGAGCAUAGAAGUGCCCAGUCUAUAUUCAUCAAAGGCUUUACCAAAGCGAGUGUGUUUCAUGAUUGGGUGAUUACCGGAGCUGCAAUUUCAGUACCUGGAAAGGUCUGUGAGAACCUCCACCUGUACAUGGGCAAUGAUGAGUGCAAACAUGUCUUCUUUGCCGCGUCCGGAGCGCCUAAAUAUGCUGAGGCCCUGUCACGUUAUCGAAAGGCAACUCAUAAGUUGACAAUCGUGAAUGGUCUUAAUACUAGUGCUGUUGUUCAGAAGCAGGGAGUGCGCAUCGUGUCGUUUCCCCAAGUGUUCGCAUCACGACCAGACGCACCCGCUCCAAUGUACAGCAAGCCGCAGAGUAUCAAAACCGUAAACUCUACCCAGGUUAACACUGCAAAUGCGCCGGUCAUUCACAAGACUGCAGUAGCAGUAACUAAUGAUUCUGUUGCCAUUCACGACUCACGACACAAUAAUCCGGCCGUACCUUCCUUCCUUCAUCUUCCCAAGUAUCCCAUCGAGGGCCGAGUACCCAUAAACCUUGCCAAGCAUCGCCUCGACGUCCUGUUCCAGCUCCCGACCCCAGAAGAUCUCCAAUCUUACAAGGAAUGCAUGCGGAUUCAGGAGCCCUGCAUCGAAUUUCACCUGCAAGGAAAGUGUAAUAUUACAGAGUGCAAGCUGUCCCACGGCGUCAUUACGUCGGGUACAUAUUCUAUCUUGGCUUGCAAGGCUCUUGGAAAGCCAUGCAGCAAGGGAGGUCAGUGCCGUGCCGGGAACUGUUUCAACGCCCAUUUCUGUCAGCAGGAACAUUGCGCUGAAGCUGGUGGGAGAGUGAGGGGCUGCGGUCUUCCGGACGCUAUGCAUAACAUUGAUCCGCGUGUUGCUCAAUGGGUACCGAUGGAUGUGUCAGAGUAA
Molecule: messenger RNA, 1248 nt
Organism: Pyrenophora tritici-repentis Pt-1C-BFP
Lineage: Eukaryota; Fungi; Ascomycota; Dothideomycetes; Pleosporales; Pleosporaceae
Source: RefSeq, a predicted model, not a curated record